Molecule: messenger RNA, 654 nt
Organism: Caenorhabditis remanei
Lineage: Eukaryota; Metazoa; Nematoda; Chromadorea; Rhabditida; Rhabditidae
Exons: 5
Coding region: 1-654 (217 amino acids)
Cellular component (GO): lysosomal membrane
Source: RefSeq, a predicted model, not a curated record
AUGGAUAGCCCAAAAAGUCCUCGCAGUCCAAAAGUUCUCUCCCACCAUAAUUCGAUGAAGAGCUUGCGAUCUGUGCGGAGCCAGAAAAGCAUGCGCUCGUUGAAGAGUCAGAAAAGCACUCAAAGUAUUCGCAUAUUCAAUCAUCAUCAUGAUACUUAUCAGACUUGUUUUGGAUUCAUGCAUGUCAAGAUAGCAACUUGUUCCAUCGGAUUUUUCGCCCUUCUUGCUGUGUGUCUAACUCUAGUUUAUUGUGUAUUUACUUCACAAGAGCAACGCCGUCCUAAUAUGAAGCUUUAUGCAAUACCUAUGAUCGUCGUCAUUAUUGCAUUACUGUAUAUGUUUGUUGGUAUCUUACAACAAAAAGCUCACUUAUUGUUUGCGUUCAUUGCUUUACAGAUAUCCAUUACCUUUGGAAUUGCUGUCCUCAUUGUUAUCAUUCUGAUAUCUGUCGCGUGUAACACAACACUGAUUCUUAAAUUUUUUGUGGAUGUCUCUUUGUCUCAAUCUGAAUACACUAAAACUGCAUUAACGGCACUGGUAGGCUUAUCAUUCCAACUCGGAAUUCACAUCUGGGCUCUGCGAGCUGUCUGUGGAUGUUACCGAUAUUUCACCGAUAUUCACAAGUUCGAGGUCAGACAGGCACAAUAUGUCUAA